CACAAACACAAACACUCUCUAGUCUCACAAGAUCUUGUCUUUCCUCAAGGAAAGUAUAAGAAACCACUUGAAGAGAAGUCACAAUGUACUCUGACCUCUUGCUGUUGCCUUGUUUCAGUCUCCUGCUGAAGAUUAAGUAGCAAAAAUCCAAGCUUUUCAUCCCGGAAAGGUGUCUCCUUUCCCUAGUUCUCUUUGUGUUGGAUUGUUCAUUCUGUUUUUGGAGGAUUUGCUGUUCACUAGAUCUGUUUUGAAAAGCUUGCUGUUUUGUUUCAAAGAUCUCUUCUUUUGCUUUGCAUUGUUUAUGGGACUGGAAAUUUGGAGGAUUGGGCAGUUUGGUGUGUGGUUCUGGACAUCAGUGUUGGUGGCAUCUCAAGCAUCGAUGGAAUGAUUAGGGGAUCUCUUGUUCUCAAUUGAAUUUGUUGUUAUAUUCUGGAUUCAAGGAUCUGAUUUAGAAGUUUUUAGAUCUGGAGAAUGAAGUGGCAUGUCUUGCUUUUUGUUAUUGUUAUUCUCUUUGUUCAUUCAAAUGUUGGAGAGGCUCAACGGAAUGCCCUUUUCAUUGAUUGUGGGUCGAAUUCAAGCACCAAUGUUGAUGGUAGGAAAUGGAUUGGUGAUAUCUCGACCACUGAAAAUUUCACUCUGAGUUAUUCUGGAAUUGUUGCAUUUAUUGACACCGUUGACAAUGAGCCUACUUAUGGAAGCCUUUAUCGAACUGCCCGGUUCUUCAAUGUGACUUCAACCUACAAGAUCAGUGUGUUUCCUGGGACUUAUUUUGUCAGGCUUCACUUCUUUCCGUUCUCCUUCAGGAGUUUCAACAUUAAUGAAUCCGCAUUUGAUGUGAGUGCGAACAGUCUGAAGCUUGUCUCUGCGCUUGACAUCCCCGGAGAGAUUUCAUGGAAGAAUACAAGAACCAUGUCAAAUUAUUCAUCUCUGGUCAAGGAGUAUUUUCUCAAUAUCAGUACGAAUCAACUGGAGAUUGUUUUUAUUCCCAAAUCUGGAUUCUUCGCGUUUGUGAACGCUAUCGAGGUUGUGCCAGUCAUCAAUCAGUUGUUUGUUGACACUGUUAAUAGAGUUGGUGGGAAUGGUCUUAAAACUGAUCUUAAUUUGGCUGAACGGGGAAUGGAAACCAUGUUUAGAUUGAAUGUUGGAGUGCCGGCAUCUGAAUCAAGUGAAGACAAAGACAUGUGGAGAAAAUGGGAGUCAGAUGAGAAAUAUAUGUUUUCUGUGAAUGCUGCAUCUAUCCUGUCAAACAGAUCUAGCAUUAGUUAUUCAAACAAUGAUUCCUUUGUUGCGCCUCUACUUGUCUAUGAAACAGCAAGGAUAAUGACUGAUAAUGGUGUCGCCGAGAAGAGGUUCAACAUGUCGUGGGAAUUCAAUGUUGAUCCCAACUUUGACUAUUUGAUCAGGUUGCACUUUUGUGAGUUCAUCUUUGAUAAACAAAAUCAGAGACUCUUCAAGAUCUACAUUAACAACAAGACGGCUGCUGAGGAUUACGAUGUGUUUGCCCAAGCAGGAGGCAUCAACAAAGCAUAUCAUCAGGAUUAUGUGGAUUCCGUUCCACAGCAGACAGACACUCUCUGGGUUCAGCUUGGGCCGGAUCCGUUGACAGGUUCUCCAAGUACUGAUGCAUUUCUGAAUGGGAUGGAAAUCUUCAAACUAAGUCGGAAUGGAGAUCUUGCUCAUGCCUCGAAUAGGAUUACCAUUAAUCAGCCAGGGUCAGCUGGCAGUCAACCAAAGAAUAAGAUUCUGUGGGUGUCCAUUGGUUCCGGUAUUCUCUCUGUAUUAAUCAUUUCAUUAAUCGGUGCUUUUAUCUUCUGCUUAUGCAUUCAAAGAAAGAAAGUGGCAGUUCCUGUGAAAGAGACUUCGCCCGGUUGGCUCCCACUUUCCCUUCAUGGUGCCAUGGGAAGCACCACGAAUGCUCGGUCUUACAAAUCUCCAUUAUGUGCCACUGCUUCAUUAUGUAAUAGAACAGGAAGGAGGUUCACUUUAGCUGAAAUUAAAAGUGCUACAAAUAACUUCGAUGAGUCUUUAGCUAUUGGAACUGGUGGUUUUGGCAAAGUUUUUAAAGGUGAAAUUGAGGAAGGUACCCCAGUGGCGAUCAAGCGAGCAAAUCCACAGUCUGAGCAGGGUCUAGCAGAAUUUGAAACGGAAAUAGAGAUGCUCUCGAAACUUCGGCACCGGCAUUUGGUCUCGUUGAUUGGAUACUGUGAUGAGCAGAGUGAGAUGAUCUUGGUCUAUGAGUACAUGGCAAAUGGGACCUUGAGAAGCCAUCUUUUUGGUAGUGAUCUCCCCGCUUUGACGUGGAAGCAACGGCUCGAGGCAUGCAUCGGUGCGGCACGAGGACUUCACUAUCUUCACACUGGAGCAGAUAGAUGCAUAAUCCACAGAGAUAUCAAGACAACGAAUAUAUUGUUGGAUGAGAACUUUGUUGCUAAAAUGGCGGACUUCGGGCUGUCCAAAACUGGCCCUGGGUUGGACCAUACGCAUGUCAGCACUGCUGUAAAAGGAAGUUUUGGAUACCUUGAUCCUGAAUACUUUCGGCGGCAGCAACUAACACAAAAAUCCGAUGUCUAUUCUUUCGGUGUUGUGCUGUUCGAAGUUGUAUGUGCACGACCAGUAAUAAACCCAACAUUACCGAAAGACCAGAUCAACCUUGCUGAAUGGGCGAUAAGGUGGCAACGGCAGCAUUCACUUGAGACCAUCCUCGACCCGCAUUUAAAGGGGAACUAUUCCUUGGAGUCAUUGAAGAAAUUUGGUGAGAUUGCAGAGAAAUGCCUGGCCGACGAAGGGAAAAAUCGGCCUACAAUGGGUGAAGUACUUUGGCACCUCGAGUACGCCUUGCAGUUGCAUGAAGCAUAUACUGAAAGUUCAAACGUGGAAUCUUUUUCAAGCAGUGAGCUGAGGUUUGCUGAUAUGGCAAUCAAUCUCCCGCAGAUCAAGGAGGGAGAGACAGCCUCUCCAAAUGUAUCAAGAAGCAACUAUAAUUCUACAGAAAAUUUCAGGCAGUGAGUAGUCUUUAAUCAAGGUCAGUUCUACAAAUUGUUGAACUACUAAACUGGUAUCUUGCUUGCAGUUCUUGAUGUUCUCAUAUAAGAAACAACCGAGUAGUAUACUCAAUCGGGGUAGCUAUUCAUUUUUUCAUAUGUUCUAGAAUUGAUUUCUGUACCUUUUCCAUAUAUAUAUGCUUGUAAAAUCCUAGAAUGGAUUUGUUAACCAUGUUAUGCGAUUUAUUGGUGUACUAAUUAAUGAAAGAACAAUUGAUG
Molecule: messenger RNA, 3260 nt
Organism: Dioscorea cayenensis subsp. rotundata (Guinea yam)
Lineage: Eukaryota; Viridiplantae; Streptophyta; Magnoliopsida; Dioscoreales; Dioscoreaceae
Product: probable receptor-like protein kinase At1g30570
Exons: 2
Coding region: 472-3006 (844 amino acids)
Biological process (GO): protein autophosphorylation
Cellular component (GO): plasmodesma; plasma membrane
Molecular function (GO): transmembrane receptor protein tyrosine kinase activity; ATP binding
Source: RefSeq, a predicted model, not a curated record